AUGAAGACCUCUGCUCUCUUGACCGCUGGCCUGUUGGCCACCGCUGCCAUUGCUGCUCCUCUCACCGAGAAGCGCGCAGCUGCUCGCGCUGCCAAGCGUGGCACCGGCCGCAAAAGCAACCCCCCUCUCAAGCCCGGCACCAGCGAGGCCAUCAACCUGACCGGUUCCAAGAACACUGAGUACUCGUCCAACUGGGCCGGCGCCGUGCUCAUCGGCACCGGCUACACUGCCGUCACCGCCGAGUUCACCGUCCCCACUCCCUCUCUCCCCUCCGGUGCCUCCAGCCGCGAGCAGUACUGUGCCUCCGCCUGGGUUGGUAUCGACGGUGACACCUGCGACACCGCCAUCCUGCAGACUGGUCUCGACUUCUGUAUCGAAGGCAGCACCGUGAGCUACGACGCCUGGUACGAGUGGUACCCCGACUACGCCUACGACUUCAGCGGUAUCAGCUUCUCCGCCGGCGACGUCGUCAAGGUCACCGUCGACGCCACCAGCAAGACCGCCGGUACCGCCACCGUCGAGAACGUCACCAAGGGCACCACCGUCACCCACACCUUCAGCGGUGGUGUUGAUGGCGAUCUCUGCGAGUACAACGCGGAGUGGAUCGUCGAGGACUUCGAGGAGGACGACUCCCUCGUCCCCUUCGCCGACUUCGGCACUGUCACCUUCUCCAGCGCCUCCGCCACCAAGAGCGGCUCCAGCGUUGGUCCCUCCGGCGCCACCAUCAUCGACAUCGAGCAGAACAACAAGGUCCUCACCUCCGUCUCGACCACCAGCAGCUCCGUCACCGUCGAGUAUGUUUAA
Messenger RNA from Aspergillus aculeatus ATCC 16872, 804 nucleotides. RefSeq names its product A4/G1 family peptidase. Gene Ontology annotation, biological process: proteolysis. Gene Ontology annotation, molecular function: glutamic-type endopeptidase activity. The record is from RefSeq and is a predicted model, not a curated record. The transcript has 2 exons. Bases 1 to 804 code for a protein of 267 amino acids. NCBI's taxonomy places the organism in Eukaryota, Fungi, Ascomycota, Eurotiomycetes, Eurotiales, Aspergillaceae.